AACCCCCGUAUUUGGAGUGUGUAACCCAGCGAGUGUUCAGUAGGGAACAUGCAGAACCUCGGCGGGAGUUGAGGGUCUGGAGUUGUGUCUGCUGGAGCAGCGAGCUCCUGAAGGCUGGAGACCCCGUCCGUCUGUUCAGUCCGGGAGUAAUGCAGGACUUCUGGGGUGACGUUGUGAGGAACACUAAAGGACCAUCCAUUUUCCUGAGUAACGAUCAUGAAGCCGUGGUGGAUUUGGGAAAGACCAGCUCCAACAUUCACACCAACUUUGAGAAGGAGGAGCUUGAAAGUCACAGGGCGGUGUAUGUGGGGGUACACGUCCCUCUGGGGCGUCAGAGCAGACGCAGACACCGUCACCGUGGACACCGUCAUCACCGUAAACGCAGAGAGAGAGAGAGGGAGGACGGCCGAGAGUCCCCGACUUACGAUACGCCGUCUCAGAGAGUGCAGUUCAUCCUGGGCACUGAGGACGACGAUGAAGAGCACAUUCCUCAUGAUCUGUUCACCGAGCUGGACGAGCUGUCCUUCCUGGAUGGACAGAUGUGCGAAUGGAAAGAAACGGCCAGGUGGCUGAAGUUUGAGGAGGAUGUGGAGGACGGUGGGGAGAGGUGGAGUAAACCGUAUGUGGCCACCCUGUCGCUGCACAGCCUGUUUGAGCUCCGGAGCUGCAUCAUGAACGGCACCGUCAUGCUGGACAUGCGGGCUAACACCAUCGAAGAGAUCGCAGAUAUGAUCAUAGACAGCAUGGUGGCGAACACUCAGCUGGACGAGUCUCUUAUGGAGAAGGUCCGGGAGGCCAUGCUGAAGCGUCAUCACCACCAGAACGAGAAGAAGCUCAGCAACCGAAUCCCCCUCGUCCGCUCCAUCGCUGAUAUAGGCAAGAAACAUUCCGACCCCCACCUGCUGGAGAGGAACGGGGAGGGGCUCUCCGCCUCCCGUUUGUCUCUCCUGAGGCGUAACUCCUCCCUCUGUGCCUCCACCCCUCCGGACUCGCGACGAGAGUCCCGAGUGUCCCGCAGUUCCCGUGGCUCCUUAGGCCUCUGUCUCCCGCAGCGAAGCCCCGCCCCCUCCCCGAAUGCCACGCCCCAGAACACCCCGCCCCCCUCUCGCCAAUCCUCGCCUCCUCCUCGACCGGCUGGCCCGUCCCCGCAGUGUCCCGAGCUACUGGUGUCCCGAGGCGAGCGGGACGACAUCCCGGAGGUCGUGGUGUUCCCGCCUGAGGACGAGGAGCCAAGCCUACCUGAAAGCUCCAACCCGGACGAGGGGGCGGGGUUUGGCCACACCCACAAGUCCCUGUUUCUGGCCCCGCCUUCAGAAGGGUUGCUGGCCUCGCCCCAGUCGGCCCCGGGGAACCUGGAGAACAGUAAACCCAGCGAGAGCCGGAUCAGCUCGGGGCCCGGCGGGAGCCGAGAGAACAGCACUGUGGAUUUCAGCAGGGUGGAUAUGAACUUCAUGAAGAAGAUUCCUCCUGGAGCUGAGGCGUCCAAUGUUCUGGUUGGAGAGGUGGACUUUUUGGACCGUCCAAUCAUAGCAUUCGUCAGAUUGUCCCCAGCUGUUCUCCUCACCGGCCUCACCGAAGUGCCUGUACCCACCAGGUUUCUGUUUCUGCUGCUCGGGCCGUUUGGGAAAGGCCCUCAGUAUCACGAGAUCGGACGAUCCAUUGCCACGCUGAUGACUGACGAGAUCUUCCAUGAUGUAGCGUAUAAAGCUAAAGACCGAAAUGACCUGCUGUCGGGGAUUGACGAGUUUUUGGACCAGGUGACGGUUCUGCCCCCGGGGGAGUGGGACCCCACCAUUCGCAUCGAACCACCCAAGAAUGUCCCGUCACAGGAGAAGAGGAAGUUACCCCCGGUUCCGAAUGGCUCCGCCCCCCCAUCAGACAGCAUUAAAGAGGAGGAGCAUCAUACAGGACCUGAACUACAGAGGACGGGACGGAUAUUCGGUGGGCUGGUGAUGGAUAUCCGGCGUAAAGCACCGUUUUAUUGGAGUGAUGUUCGGGAUGCUCUCAGUCUGCAGUGUUUGGCCUCCAUCCUGUUCCUGUACUGCGCCUGCAUGUCCCCCGUCAUCACCUUCGGGGGACUUCUGGGGGACAUCACCAAAAAUAACAUAAGUGCUAUAGAGUCUCUGUUUGGAGCGUCUCUGACCGGGGUGGCGUACUCUCUGUUUGCUGGUCAGCCGCUCACCAUCCUGGGCAGCACUGGUCCGGUUCUGGUCUUUGAGAAGAUCCUGUUCAUGUUCUGCAGAGACUACGAUCUAGCCUACCUCCCGCUCCGCACCAGUAUCGGCCUGUGGACGGCGUUCCUGUGUGUGGUCCUGGUUGCCACGGACGCCAGUUCCCUAGUGUGUUACAUCACGCGCUUCACAGAGGAAGCCUUCGCCGCUUUGAUCUGCAUCAUCUUCAUCUACGAGGCUCUGGAGAAGCUCUUCCACCUGGGCGAGAUGUUCCCCAUCAACAUGCACAACCGGCUGGACAACCUCACCUUCUACACGUGUCAGUGUUCUCCACCUGCCAACGUCACACCUGAGCUCAUCUUCAGGUGGAACCAGACCGGUGUCGCUGCGGACUCUAUAGACUGGAGGCAGCUCAACGUAACUAUGUGCCAUAAGCUGCAGGGGGUGUUUGAGGGUCCGGCGUGUGGGCAGGACGGUCCGUAUAUCCCGGACGUUCUGUUCUGGUCUGUGAUUCUCUUCUUCACCACCUUCUUCCUCUCCUCCUUCCUCAAGCAGUUCAAGACCAAACGCUACUUCCCCACCAGGGUUCGCUCGGCCAUCAGUGACUUCGCCGUGUUCCUCACUAUAAUGAUCAUGGUGGUGGUGGACUACCUGGUGGGGAUCCCCUCCCCCAAACUCAACGUCCCCGACGCCUUCGAGCCCACCACUAAAGGGCGGGGCUGGCUGAUGUCUCCGCUGGGCAGUAACCCCACCUGGACGCUGUUCGCCGCGGCGAUUCCCGCUCUGCUCUGUACCAUCCUCAUCUUCAUGGACCAGCAGAUCACCGCCGUCAUCAUCAACCGCAAAGAGCACAAACUCAAGAAAGGCUGUGGGUAUCACCUGGACCUGCUGGUGGUGGCGGUGAUGCUGGGCGUGUGCUCGGUGAUGGGGUUGCCGUGGUUCGUCGCGGCGACCGUCCUCUCCAUCUCCCACGUAAACAGUCUGAAGGUGGAGUCGGAAUGCUCCGCCCCCGGAGAACAGCCCAAAUUCCUCGGUAUCCGGGAGCAACGAGUCACCGGACUCAUGAUCUUCGUCCUCAUGGGCCUGUCCGUCUUCAUGACCUCCGUCCUGAAGUUUAUCCCGAUGCCUGUUCUGUACGGAGUGUUCCUCUAUAUGGGCGUGUCCUCUCUCAGAGGCAUCCAGUUCUUUGACCGGAUAAAGCUGUUCGGGAUGCCGGCUAAACACCAGCCGGAUCUGAUCUACCUGCGCUACGUCCCGCUGUGGAAAGUUCACGUUUUCACCAUCGUCCAGCUCACCUGCCUCGUCCUGCUGUGGGUCAUCAAGGUUUCUGCUGCUGCUGUCGUCUUCCCCAUGAUGGUUCUAGCUCUGGUUUUCGUGAGGAAGCUUCUGGAUUUCUGUUUUAUGAAGCGAGAGCUGAGCUGGCUGGAUGAUCUGAUGCCUGAGAGCAAGAAGAAGAAAGAGGACGACAAGAAGAAGAAAGAGAAAGAAGAGGCCGAGCGGAUGCUGCACGCUGAGCAGAGUCUGGAGUAUGAUGGAGAAAAUCUCCUGAGUAUCAAAUCUCUCAAAGACAGUUGUGACCCGUCUGUGGUUAAUAUAAGUGAUGAAAUGGCCAAAACCUCAGUGUGGAAAUCUGUAUCCAAAAAACCAGACUGUUCCAAAACCCUGAAACCCAACGCCAGUGUUAAGAUCAGGGUGGAGGGGGAGGAUGGAGAGAAGUGUAUGGAUACGGAGACGUCGUUAUGAUAGUGGGAUGGAGAGAGCGCCCCCUGGUGGACCGGAGGACCUGCAGACUGCGUUCACACCUGCUCCACUUUCACUUUUAUUAUAAUCCACUUCAGUUCUUAUUGUUUUAGCAGAGGGGGAGAGUUCAGGUCUACGGAAUAAAAGUCCUCCCUGCGGAUCCGGUUUUAAAGAGGACUUUUAUUGUGUGAGCUGGAGCUCUGCCCGGUUUAUUUUAGCAGCGCUCUGUUCACACUGUGGUUAUAUUUAUUUUGAUCUGAAUUUUUUGUUUCUUUCUGCUGAUGUUUGUUACGGUACGGAUUCCGCAGAGCCGAGUAUUUCACAAAUUAAAUAAACACAGAGAGGCUCCGCCUCCUUCACAACCAGUGUCAAAACAAAUACAACUAUAAAUAGUUUGUUUUUUAUUAUUCUUAUUAUUCUUAUGGUUAUUAUUUAUUAAUUUUUUUAAAUGUGUUUUAAACUCUAGGCUGACUGUAAUUGUGAAGCGAAUUCUAAUAGGAAACAGUGUAAAAGCGGUUUAUUUCAUUGUGAAAAAUCCAGUUUACUCUUUUCUCCUGUGAUCUUGUAUUUAGUGUUUAAGGCUGAUUUACGUUUCUGCGUCAAAACUGUGCCAAAUCAAUGCCGUAGCUGUAUAUAUACCCAACAUCCGACACCAUAGCUGUAUAUACCCAACGCCGUAGCUACGUACCAAGCACCAUAACUCUUCACCAAACACCAUAGCUGUAUAUACCCAACACAAUAGCUACGUACCAAACACCAUGACUGUUCACCCAACACCAUAGCUGUAUAUACCCAACACCAUAGCUACGCACCAAACAUCAUGACUCUUCACCCAAUGUCGUAACUGUAUAUACCCAACGCCAUAGCUGUGCAUGUACCAAACAACGUUGCUGUGCACCCAACGCCGUAGCUUUACACUCAACACAUAACUGCGCCUCCUGCAUCGUAGCUGUUUACCCAACACUGUAGAUCCUUAACCUAUUCUGUAGUUGUGCACUUAAAGCCAUAGCUGUGCACCCAAACCUUUGGGUAUUUGUGUAGCCAGCAACGUAACUGUGUUCCCAACACCCAACCCAAUGCCGUAGCUUCACACCCAAUGUAGGAGCUGUGCACCACGUGUAAUAGCUGCAUACCCAACAGCGCAGCUACGUACCUAACACUGUAGCUGUGCACCCAACACAAUAUUGUAGCUGUGCACCCAACUCUGUAGCCUGUACAUAUUCUACACGUAUUCUUCACUGUAGCCGCACACCCUACACUGUAGCUUCUAUCCUACACAGUAUCUCACGCAUACCCAGAAACGUAGCAAUGCAUCAGGACAUCGCAGACUGCAGCAGCUGUGAUUGGUCCACUUAACACCCUAAUCCCGCCUUCGCACUUCUGAUAUUAAUUACCGGUUUAAAUGCUACUGUGUACACUUUGACUCGACGCAGGAAUAUAAACCAGCCUUAAAACCCUCAGCUGAGACGUGUUCGGGCUUUAGCUAGGCUACGCUAAUGCUAACGCUAACGCUACAGUAGAGUCAGUAAUCACUCGAACUGCACCCGAUCCCUGUUUAUGAAGGUGAUGCUGAGCUGUGGGCGUGGUUUAGAGGGCAGUUUGACUCUAAACUUUCCCUGAUCUUCAAAAUGUGUAUCUGGAACUUGAGUUUUUAUAUUUUAUUAGAAUCUGAUAGAGUGGACCAAUAGAAAUGAAUUGUCCUUCUCCUGUAAAAGUUGCAGAUUUAUGAGAUAAAGUUAGGCUGUUUUAUGUAUUUAGGUGUCGUUAUUGGUAUUAUUGGUACACAAUCUGGUUUUAUUCGUAGAAGACCAGCCUUUUAUCUCUUUUUGUACAUAGAGACACCAAAAUACUGUAAACUGAGGUCAGAUUUACAUUUUUAAAAACAUAAAUUCAAUCUCUGAUAAAAUGCCCAUUAACAGUUUGUAGCAGUUGGCUCAGUAAUAAUUCACUAAAUAGUAAAUGGUUAGGAUGCUGCACCUGCGCAGAUCUCCACAUCAGGGCUUCUCCACUGUGCAACCAGUAAACUGAUUGGUCCUUUUCUGUUGAAGGGCAUUAAUAAUUCAUAUGUAAUAUUUCAUCUGUUUUGUGUAUUGGUCACACUCUCUUGGUGAUGCAAUAUUAAUCACAUUUUUUAUGGGUUAAAAUUCAAUAUAUUGGAUAAAUAACACACACUAUCAUAUUUUAUAAGAUCGCAUAAACCGUUAACUUUUUAUCCAAUCAGAAAAGAGAGAUAUAAAGAGAUAUAAAGAGAGUACAACCCUGCUCUGAUCAAGUGGGCGGGGUUUAAACACAACACUAAAUGAACCACUUCUGACACCAAUCUUUACUAAGCUGAACUAAAAAAAUAAAAUAAAUUCUGUGAGUUUUGACAAUUAAUACAGAAUUUAAAAUAUAAACAUUGUAAUAGUUUGAAAUUUCGAUGUUUGUUAAUAGUGUCUCUGGCCACACCCACAAGUCUGCACCACCUUAAUAAACACUAGAAUCAGAAGAUGGUUUAGUCGUUUAGCUUCAGUGCUAAAGAUGCGAGUCAUGUUUUGUCUGGUUAUUUUAGUUAAUUUCAGUAAAAACUGUGCCUUCAGUCCUUUAAUGCUGUUGAUUUUUUUAGUUUUUUGAGGGAAAAAUGCCAAAAUUUGUACUUUUGAGGCUUCAUUUUCAUUUUACUAUCUGUUUAUCAGGUCAGUGCCACAAAGAAAAGCCACAGGAACCAGUUAAAUCCAGUUAAUUCCAGUUAAAUCUGCAGUGCCGUUGGACAGACACAUAUAUAACUUCUGGUUUAUUGACUGUUGAUGAUUUUCUGUAAUGUGUUGCACUUUAGGUACUUAAAACAAAACACGUUAGACCCUGAACGCUGUACUAUAACACCGUAAAUACCACGGUAUUUAAUCAAUCCACUUAGAACAGCGGUCAGCAACCCAACACCUGGACAUCCACCUACCUGUAGUGCAUAGGGGGCGCUCUAUAAUGCUCUAUAAUGCUUAUAUGAUCCACAACACGCUCAUUCUGACAGACUUAAAUAGUACACAAAGUGUAGGGGGGUGCUCUAUAAUGCGCUAUAAUGCUCUGUAAUCUUUAUUCUAUAAUGUGUGUGGAUCAUAUAAACAUUAUAGAGCGUCCCCUACGCUUCCUGUAGUGUAUUACAGUCUGUCAGAAUGAGCGUGUUGUGGAUCAUAUGAACAUUAUAGAGCAUUAUAGAGCACCCCCUACACUUCCUGUAGUGUAUUACAGUCUGUCAGAAUGAGCGUGUGGAUCAUAUGAACAUUAUAGAGCAUUAUAGAGCACCCCCUACACUUCCUGUAGUGUAUUACAGUCUGUCAGAAUGAGCGUGUUGUAGAUCAUAUGAACAUUAUAGAGCAUUAUAGAGCACCCCCUACACUUCCUGUAGUGUAUUACAGUCUGUCAGAAUGAGCGUGUUGUAGAUCAUAUGAACAUUAUAGAGCAUUAUAGAGCGCCCCCUACGCUUCCUGUAGUGUAUUACAGUCUGUCAGAAUGAGCGUGUUGUGGAUCAUAUGAACAUUAUAGAGCAUUAUAGAGCACCCCCUACACUUCCUGUAGUGUAUUACAGUCUGUCAGAAUGAGCGUGUUGUGGAUCAUAUGAACAUUAUAGAGCAUUAUAGAGCGCCCCCUACGCUUCAGGCUGGAUGUCUGGGGGAUUGUGGGAUAUCGCUGACCGCUGGUUUAGUAUCUCAGGAACAGGUCUUUCUUCUUUACGCCAAACAAGCCUUUCUUCAGUCUGCAGCUUUACUCUGUACAUGAAUGUCUUUUUUAAAUGCUGAAAUUAACGGUAAUAAAAUGGGUUUUUGUGCCUGAUAUUUAUAUAAAACCCCGGAUAUGAUCAGCUUCUUAGUUUCUACUUUUAUUAUCUGUAGUUUUGUAAAGUUAGAGAUGUACAGUCAGCCUUUUUUCAACUAAUAAAUUAAAUUAUUGUGUAGAGAUGAGUCUGUAUUUAACGGUUAGGAGAGAGAGGAAUAGUCGCUGUGAAGGAUAUUAUUAUUAUUAUUAUUAAUAUGAUUAAUUUUAUGUUUUUCGGCCUCGUCUGAGGGUCCUGUAGGUCGUAGCGUCUCUUCCCGCGAGGACUCGGAACAAGUAUUGCUGUCGUCGUGUUUAAAGUGCUGUAUAUCCUCACCUGCCGGGCCUGGGGCGGUCCCAGCGCUCUGAUUGGAUGAGUCUAAUUGAUUAAGUAAUUAAUUGAAUGAUUAAUUAAUUGAUUGGUUAAUUGGACUGAUCAGAUCAGCUUCACUUUAGACACAGUGGACAUGUAUUAAUAUUAAUAUUAUUAAUGUUUAGACAGAGGAAAUUGUGGAGAAACUAUUUUUUGUAAUUUUUGUGUCAAAAAGCAAUAAAGAGAAAUAUAUUCAGCACAAAAA
Astyanax mexicanus (Mexican tetra) is the source of this 8275-nucleotide messenger RNA. RefSeq names its product solute carrier family 4 member 7 (gene slc4a7). Gene Ontology annotation, molecular function: solute:inorganic anion antiporter activity; monoatomic anion transmembrane transporter activity; sodium:bicarbonate symporter activity. The coding region runs from base 150 to 3914 and encodes 1254 amino acids. Gene Ontology annotation, cellular component: basolateral plasma membrane; plasma membrane; apical plasma membrane. The transcript has 26 exons. The record is from RefSeq and is a predicted model, not a curated record. Gene Ontology annotation, biological process: regulation of intracellular pH; monoatomic anion transport; transmembrane transport. Lineage: Eukaryota; Metazoa; Chordata; Actinopteri; Characiformes; Acestrorhamphidae.